AUGUGUUCGUAUUCAUUCAUUCGUCGCCUUUCUCCUGUAGAAAAAAGUCAUCGACCCUCUCUACCAUUCCCAAAUCACGUUCCGAAACGCCCAUCCCCUCACAUUCCGCGAUUAUCUCCACUCGAAGCAGCAUUACCACCCCGACGCCUUCUCCGUUUCCACUCAUUUCUCGGAUAUCGACGCGCUCAACAUGGCGUUCGUGAACCUCGUGGGCCUUCUCCUCAGUCCGUUCAAGCUCUUCUUCGACUUCCUUCGCUACUCCGCGAUCCAAAAACCUUCCGAACCCCACUUCGCGCAUCUCCAAUCGCUCUCUCGCUUCAUGAACAUGCCUCCCAACUCCUCCAUCGCUCACAUCUCCCAGGUGGCUCUCCACACGCCCGACCUCUUCUAUCACUAUUUCUUCGUCUCUGCCGCCAACCGGCCCGCCAGCGCCGAAACUCGUUUCCUCCUCAAAAUGAUCCGCGAAGUCGCGGACCGACAAGCGAUUCUGAGCCAAAUCAAAGAGAGGCUGGAAGGGAAUAACGCGUAUUCGCCCACGGUGAAGUGUCUGCUCAAUCAGAAAGACAAAUGCACGAUGUCUCACUUCGGUCAGUAUGACUACUCGAUUUGCAUUCUGGGAGAAGCGAAACAGGGAAGCGUGCGAUUGGGAACGUGGAAGAUCGACUCUUCGAGGGAUUAUGCUGCGAAUCGAACCGUCGAGUAUAUCGGCGGGCAAUCCUGCUGGAAUGGGAUUGAGAGACGU
This is a messenger RNA of Blastocystis hominis, 742 nucleotides long. RefSeq lists its product as hypothetical. The transcript is spliced from 3 exons. Lineage: Eukaryota; Bigyra; Opalinata; Blastocystidae. Bases 1 to 522 code for a protein of 173 amino acids. The record is from RefSeq and is a predicted model, not a curated record.